GCUCGACGCCACACACCCAUUGACGAAGUGGAGCGCGAUGGCCGACAUCCACAAGCGCAUGUCCAUCGCCGACGAGCCCGACACGGAGCCCGAUGAUGUCCUCCUCUCGGACCACGCGCCGUCGGCAAUCGAGGCUGCCCACGACCAUGCGCCGCCGGCGCCAAGCCAUACGUACCGGCCCGACAUUGACGGUCUCCGGACGCUCGCGGUGGUCCCCGUCCUCGUCUUCCACGCGAACCCAAAGCUCUUUCCCGGCGGCUUCAUUGGCGUCGACAUCUUCUUCGUCAUCUCUGGCUUUCUCAUUUCCGGCAUCCUCUUCAAGGAGCACAAGCGAGGCAAGUUUACGUACGCGAGCUUCUACGAGCGCCGCGUCCGCCGCAUCUUCCCGACGCUCAUCAUCGUGCUGGGCGCGACGCUCUGGCUCGGGUACCUCUACCUCAUGGCGCCCAAGCUCAAGCUCAUGGCGGCGACGAUGUUUGCCGGCACACUCUUUGCCGCCAACCUCCAAGUGCUCUCGCUGGAGAAGGCGUACUUUGACUUGGGCGCGAACCCGGUGCUGCAUCUCUGGUCGCUCGGCGUCGAAGAGCAGUUCUACAUUCUCUGGCCGUGCUUCUGCGCGAUCAUCAUGAAGCUCUCGUACAAGCGCGCGAUCAUCCUCCAAGUGGCUUUCAUGGCCUUUAGCUUUGCCAUCAACAUUGCUUUUCUGGGCUUCCGCGACAACAAGGUGUCGUUCUACAUGCCGCUCUGCCGCUUCUGGCAAAUGUCGAUGGGCGGGCUCCUCUCGUACAUCACGUCGCAGGCGGCACCGGCGUUCGAACCUUUGGCGGCGUCUGGCAAGACACCCCCGAGCUCGGGCGGGUGGACAUCGGCCGCCGGCCUUGGCCUCAUCCUCCUCGGCUUUGCCUCGAUCAACGAACACCGCGCGUUCCCCGGCUUUUGGGCCCUCUUGCCGACGCUUGGCGCCACGCUGCUCAUCGCAGCCGGUCCACACGCGCCGCUCAACCGCUAUAUCCUUAGCAAUGCCGUCGUUGUGUACAUUGGCAAGAUCAGCUACUGCCUCUACCUCUGGCACUGGCCAAUCCUUGUCAUCUCGGGGGAUCGGUACCCGGCGUCGGCGCCGCGCCCGUUCUUUGCCGAGCCCUGGGUCAUCCUCCUCAUCUCGGUGGCCCUCAGCAUUGCCACGUACGAGGACGUCGAGCUGCGUCUGCGCCGGCGCAAAUCCAAGUGGAUCACGCCACUCUUGGCGCUCGGCGUUGCAGGCCUCGCAGCGCUGUCGGCCGCCGUGUACACCAAUCCGGCGAACUUUUCGAUGAUCGAGCUCAGCUUGCGCAACGUCGCGCCGCCGAUCGUGCAUUCGGUGGGCGCGACAAAUGCUACGUCCGGCAACGUUCAAGCCUCGCUCAAGCAAGCGCAGGCAGCGAUCUACGACGGCAACUGGCAAAAGGACUUGAGUGAGUGCCCGAAGGAUUCGCCGUACCUCAUGGAAGCUGUCCGCCCCGACGACUUUCAAUCGCGCGACAACUAUUUCCUCCCCGGCGGCGUCUUCCUCGUCAACCCGGGCCACGAGAAGGACAACGGCCUUUUGAUCGUGCUUGGCGACUCGCACUCGGACAUGACCAAGCCGCGCCUCGCCCAGCUCUACGAAAACGCCAAGGCCGCCAAGAACGACUCGACGUUUCCCACGAUCGCCAUCAACAGCUGGUCCGGGCGUCCGCUCAUGCCGUGCCGGGCCGAGUACUACGCCAACCUGGCCAUGAUCAAGUCGGUCAAGCCCCAGGCGAUCCUGCUCGUCCAGCACUACUACCAGUACGUGCACCCGACGGGCCCAGACUCGCUCCCGUACGAAGCGCCGCCGCAGUGCUGCUACGAGGACAACCGCCAGUGCCCUGAGCAAAGCAUCCACGACGUCAACGCCAUGUGGUCGAUGAUGGAGAAGGAUCUCAAGGAGCUCACCGACAUGGGCAUCAAGGUGUUCGUCGUCGACCAGAGUCCCGAGUACGAAGAGAUGAACCCGUCGACUUGGAUCUCUGGCGACACGGUGACGAUGCCCAAGCCUAUGUUCAAGUCCGAGUUCAACCGCGAGUACAAGUGGCUCCUCGACCCACUGCAUGCGAUGGUCAAGAACGCUGGCGCGACGCUCAUCGACUAUGCCGACAACUACUCGCUCGGCGACGAAAUCAUGAUCACGGACGCCCAAGGGUACCCGGUCAUGUGCUACGGCUUGCAUCUGAACACGCAUUUUGCCCGCAACUACCUCACGGUCAUCGACCAAGUCGUGGACGCCGCCCGUCUCCAGAAGUAAGCAGCGCAGUAUACCGUCGAUAUAGAACCGUUUAUGUCCAUCGUUUUCAUUCCUCUUCCUUCC
This is a messenger RNA of Saprolegnia parasitica CBS 223.65, 2365 nucleotides long. RefSeq lists its product as hypothetical. Gene Ontology annotation, cellular component: membrane. Gene Ontology annotation, molecular function: acyltransferase activity, transferring groups other than amino-acyl groups. Bases 38 to 2302 code for a protein of 754 amino acids. The transcript has a single exon. The record is from RefSeq and is a predicted model, not a curated record. Gene Ontology annotation, biological process: lipopolysaccharide biosynthetic process. NCBI's taxonomy places the organism in Eukaryota, Oomycota, Saprolegniomycetes, Saprolegniales, Saprolegniaceae.